This is a messenger RNA of Pieris rapae (cabbage white), 1332 nucleotides long. RefSeq names its product prothoracicostatic peptides (gene PTSP). The transcript has 7 exons. The record is from RefSeq and is a predicted model, not a curated record. Lineage: Eukaryota; Metazoa; Arthropoda; Insecta; Lepidoptera; Pieridae. Bases 79 to 939 code for a protein of 286 amino acids.
AGCCAACGAGUAUAUAAACCAUUUCAGGCUGAAAGGGCACCAGUCCACGUCGCACUUCAGGCAAGAACGUGCUGCCUGAUGUCGCAAAGUUUACUCCGAAGUACAACGAUGCGUUGUGUAGCGGCGCUGUGUUUGUCCGUCCUUGCGACACUUGCCGUCGCUGCCGCCGAGACGCACGACCCGCUGCCCCAGCAGACUGACAACGAUAUGCAACUAACAGAAGAAGAAAAGCGAGCAUGGACAAGUUUACAAGGGGGGUGGGGUAAGCGAGCAUGGCAGGACUUGAAUUCUGCCUGGGGUAAACGGGCCUGGCAAGACCUCAAUACCGCUUGGGGCAAAAGGGGUUGGCAAGAUCUAAACUCUGCCUGGGGGAAAAGGGGAUGGCAGGAUCUAAAUUCAGCGUGGGGUAAGAGAGGGUGGCAAGACCUAAAUGGAGCGUGGGGCAAGCGGGCAUGGACGGAUAUGUCGCAACACCCAUGGGGAAAGCGUUCAUGGCAAGACCUUAACACUGCUUGGGGAAAGCGCGGCUGGCAAGACAUGAGCUCAGCGUGGGGUAAACGAGGCUGGCAAGACAUGAGCUCUGCGUGGGGCAAACGGACACCUGACAACUGGGCCAACUUGCACGCGGCGUGGGGCAAGCGAUCGUCGGAGCCCGACUACGAAGACUACGAACUCAUUUCUGAUCGCGGCCUACCCUUACAGCAGCUACAACCGUUGGAAGCCGAACAACGAGGACUCUCGGAGGCGCCGGAGAAACGAGCGUGGUCUUCUCUCCACGGGGCAUGGGGCAAACGACCCGUCAAGCAGGCGCACUAUAACAACGGAGCAUAUUACUGGAAGCGCGAGCCGGGCUGGACGAACCUGAGGGGCAUGUGGGGCAAACGAUCGAUGUCCCCCUCGCACGAGGACCAUGAGAACGUGACAGAAGACGAGGCCUAGACACUGGAACACUAUGUAUUAUACGAAAAACCACCUUUUCUUUAUUCCUUAAUUAUUUAUUAUUUACUUUAGUUUACCUUAUGUUAGCAGUAUCAGUUCCUGCUAAUUAAUUAUUUAACUUAAACUACAACACAAAAGUAAACUAUGUAUACCUUUUCGUAAGAUGUUAAAGAUGAUUUAUUUGAUACUGAGAAUUACUUUUACUAGAUUCGUACAAGUGUCACCUUCUAGUUAAGAAACAAUUAAUGGAGAUUAUAUUAUGUUUAGCUGUAAGUUCGGGCUGGUGUAACAUAUGUUAGUUAAACAUAAAUAAAAAAUUGUAAUUAAUUAUUGUAUUUUAUUAGUAAUGUUGAUGUAUUAAAGGGCUUCACGACUUGUCCAAUAAACAUUUAU